Rhodamnia argentea is the source of this 808-nucleotide messenger RNA. RefSeq names its product transcription factor PRE5-like. The record is from RefSeq and is a predicted model, not a curated record. Gene Ontology annotation, biological process: regulation of DNA-templated transcription; regulation of growth. Gene Ontology annotation, molecular function: protein dimerization activity. The transcript is spliced from 2 exons. Lineage: Eukaryota; Viridiplantae; Streptophyta; Magnoliopsida; Myrtales; Myrtaceae. The coding region runs from base 296 to 571 and encodes 91 amino acids.
UCAUAGCAAACAUCGCUGUCUCUGUCUUUUGUACUCUCUCUCCCUCCCUCUCUGUGAGCGCGCGACAUGGUCCUCGUUCUUUAUAACUCUCUUCGUCACUUUCUACAAAUUUCUAUCAUGGUACCUUUGUAGUUUGUAGUAUCUAGCUGCAGCUGCAUUCACUUCCCCCUUCCUUCUUCCCUCCUCUUGAAGCACUUCUUCCUCGCUUCCAUUAGAGUCUCUGUCCCUCCCCUGGGGAUAUAUAAGAGGUUGCGCGCAUUGUCAUAGACAUAUACCUUGAACCGACUUAGCCACCAUGUCCAGCAGAAGGUCGAGGCAGUCCGGCGGGUCUUCGAGGAUCAGCGAUGAUCAGAUCAUUGAUCUGGUGUCCAAGUUGCGCCAACUUCUUCCCGAGAUCCGCGAUAGUCGACGCUCCGAUAAGGUACCGGCGUCGAAGGUUUUGCAAGAGACCUGCAACUACAUAAAGAACUUGCACAAGGAGGUGGACGACCUCAGCGAGCGGCUCUCUCAGCUCUUGUCCACCAUCGAUCCCGAUAGUCCCGAGGCCGCCAUCAUUAGGAGCUUAAUAUAAAACUCUCCUGAUUAAUGUUUAUCAUGUCGAGCCCUUCGUCUACUGAACCAGCUUGUGUUCUGCUUCUCCAACUAGCUUCGUUUUCCCUUCAUUAUUUUCUUUCCUUUGGGUGGUUUUUAUCAUAUCACUAGAAUCAAGACAAGGGCUAGCAUGGAACUAGACAUAGUCUCUCCUGUACGGACGUACAGUGCAGUGUAAUUAGGCGUUGAUUAUAUAAUAAAAAAGCACUUGCAUGCA